This is a messenger RNA of Penicilliopsis zonata CBS 506.65, 1892 nucleotides long. RefSeq lists its product as hypothetical. The record is from RefSeq and is a predicted model, not a curated record. Gene Ontology annotation, biological process: mitochondrial magnesium ion transmembrane transport. Gene Ontology annotation, molecular function: magnesium ion transmembrane transporter activity. The transcript is spliced from 3 exons. Lineage: Eukaryota; Fungi; Ascomycota; Eurotiomycetes; Eurotiales; Aspergillaceae. The coding region runs from base 108 to 1865 and encodes 585 amino acids. Gene Ontology annotation, cellular component: mitochondrial inner membrane.
CGAUGGGAAGCACAACGGCCAUAAGCAUUAGCCAUCUUCCCACCUCGUCGUUUUCGGAGCAGAUGAUAUUGAUCAAUCGAUCGGUUCUCCCCGCUCUAUAGGCAGCCAUGCUGUCUUCCUCACCUCUGAAAAGGUCGGCGCCCUCGGCAUCGCUACUUCGGUUCCUACGCUACCAGUCCGACUCGCUGUGUACCUCACCCUCCUCGUCGACGUGUACGGGUUUGCAUAGACCGAUUCCGCAAUCGACACGCCAGUUGUCCUCAUGUUCGUUGGUAGUACGUGAUCCGUCUAGUUGGUCACGUCUGGAUACGACGACAACCCCGGGGGCUACAACCUCUACCGUUCUGCCCAGUCGCCUGAAUGUACAGUGUUUGGCGGCGACAAACCCCCGAACAAUACGUUCUAUACAGCAGUGUCGAAAUGCAUCGACUCGGCAGCGUCCCCUUCUUCGGCGGAUCUUCGACCUGCGAUCCAACAAGAGCGCGGCGAAAGACGUCAAUCAGCGUAAAUCAGCGGGCCCGACACUUAUUGACGACGGACUGGAUGGGAGUCUUUUCAGCGCUGGACGAGGUAGCUUAGCAGCCAAGGCAUUGAAUGAGCCGCGGCUACGAUGCACGGAAUUCGAUAACAAUGGGAAUGUGACGUUGGUUAAUGGGGAGUUUAGGAAGAGCGAACUCAUCGCAAAGUAUGGACUACUCCCUCGGGAUCUCCGCAAGAUUGAUUCUUUUACUUUACCGCAUAUUCUCGUGCGUCCCAGCGCGAUUCUGAUCAACCUGCUGCACCUCCGCGUCCUUAUCAAGGCGGACCGCGUGCUGGUCUUCGAUGCGUACGGAUCCACCGACUCGUACAUGCAAUCUCUAUUCAUCUAUGAUCUGGAGGGGAAACUACGGCAGAAACAGCAAGGGGCCGGUGCGCUGCCCUACGAGCUCCGAGCGCUUGAAGCCGUCCUGAUCAGCGUGACAACGGGUCUUGAAGAGGAAUUUAAUGGAAUCAGAGAACCGGUGGUGCGCGUUCUUCGUGCGCUGGAAGAAGAUAUCGACCGCGAUUUGCUGCGCCAUCUCCUGGUCUACUCCAAGAAGCUGGGCACCUUUGAGCAAAAGGCCCGGCUCGUGCGCGAUGCCAUCGAGGAUCUCCUGGAAGCGGACGACGACCUGGCUUCGAUGUAUCUGAGCGAGAGAACCAAUGGUAUCGAACGUGAAGAGGACGAUCACCAGGAAGUCGAAAUGCUGCUGGAAUCCUAUCACAAAGUAUGCGAUGAGAUUGUCCAGAUGAGCGGCAAUCUGGUCACUGGCAUUCGCAAUACCGAAGAAGUCGUGAAAGCCAUCCUGGAUGCCAACCGCAACUCGCUCAUGCUCCUCGAUCUGAAAGUCAGCAUUGGUACCCUUGGGCUCGCGACGGGGACCCUAGUCUCGGCGCUGUACGGGAUGAAUCUGACGAACUUCAUCGAGGAGUCGAACCUGGGGUUCGGCGUCGUCUCUGCUGUUUGCUUCGCCGUCACUGCCGUUGUCUGCGUGUACGGCCUGGCGAAGCUGCGGAAGCUCCAACGCGUGCGUAUGUGGGGGGAAGCCGGCGUCGGCGGCGCCGGCGCGCCAAUGAGCAAUUUUGCGGACCGGAAUAGCCUCCGCCGGUCGAACUGGCGUGCAGACUCGAUCGACCAGGUCUGGAGCGGGUUACCGGGUGAAGGCCGCAUGGACCGACUGAAACGGCUGCGUGAGAAACCUACGACCACCACCACUACCACCACCACCACAGGCGCUGUCGGGGCUCGCCAGGCUGCAUUUGACCCGGCGGCGCCAAAGUCAGCCGCAACACCAAAGGAGUUUGUGAAGGACAAGGCUGCACCUGAAGAGGCCGUUGGCGCGUAGUGUCUCCUGUUUUUUUUUUUUUUUUUU